AACCAGUUUUAAGAUGUUGUCUACAGAAAUUCCAUGGAAUCUCAAUCCAUGGAUCGGUUGCAACAAGUGAAUCAAACAGGCCCUUCAAGUUAUUAUUUGACGGGUUUUCCAUACAUUCCUGUGGUAGGUCCAAGUCAACCCGAGCCCGCUUUCAUCUGGCACAGUGUUUUCGUGCGCGUGGGGUUGGAAAACUGUUCUAAUGUGGCAGAGGUUGUCAGGGGCCUCACAUGGGAUUAUCAGGAGGAGCGGUAUGUUUUCAGGAUUCAUGCAAGGAGUGGUAUUGCGUGAAGUGAGGAGUGUUAUGGAGCCACCGAGAUCCGAUGGAUAUCUGCGAGGCUGGGUUUUUUCAUACUGUAGUAUACCGUAUAGUUAUCAUCCACCUUGGAUCGGUGGAUUGGGAUUAGACUAAGGGAAAAACUGUUAU
Tuber aestivum (summer truffle) is the source of this 424-nucleotide messenger RNA. Lineage: Eukaryota; Fungi; Ascomycota; Pezizomycetes; Pezizales; Tuberaceae. The record is from the annotation of a GenBank genome assembly.